Molecule: messenger RNA, 504 nt
Organism: Aphanomyces astaci
Lineage: Eukaryota; Oomycota; Saprolegniomycetes; Saprolegniales; Verrucalvaceae
Exons: 2
Coding region: 1-504 (167 amino acids)
Source: RefSeq, a predicted model, not a curated record
AUGAAGUUGUUGUACGUUGCUGUCGUCGCCCUGUUGGGAUUGAGCGCCGUGGAAGUGUCUGCGAAGGACGACAAGGAGUGCGAGGUGUGCAUCAAGGUCAUCGAUACGCUGAAGGCGCAAUACACCGACUUGCUCAAGGAAUCCAAGGGCAAGCCGAAAUUGGACGUGGCCGAAGUUGCCCUGGAAAAAAUGUGCACCAAGUUCAAGUCGAGCCCGAAGGAAAAGAAGCUGUGCUACUUUUUGGAACCGAUGAAGAAGGAUGCCGCGCGCCAAGUCACGUUUAACAAGGACACGUUGAAGAUCUGCCAAAGCUUGACUAAGAAGAACCCCGAGUUCUGCUCCAUUCGAUUCCCUAUCAAGACGGAGGCCGGCGCCGACUACUCGAAGCUUCGCGUGAAGGAGCUCAAGAAAAUCCUCAGCGAACGUGGCGUGUCAUGCAACGGAUGUGUCGAAAAGUCGGACUUCGUCAAAAAGCUGCAAGACACGGAGCACAUCGAGUUGUAG